CUUUUGGAUACAUUGAAACAGAGCUUUAUCCCGACAACCAAAGUGUUGCUUUGUGACUAGCCCAAUGAACAGGCCUAUCAGACCGAUGGAAUACCAAUUGCACCAGUUAUAAACAGUCUCCACGGACCUACAAUGACCCCAUCUAUUAAAGAGCGGCUCCUGGCCAUUCUGGAGGAUCUUGGCUCUGAGGAGCUGAAUAAGUUUAAGUGGCAUCUAACUAUAGAUAACCUGCUGGAUGGCUUCCUUCACAUUCCAAAGUGCCAGCUGGAGAAAUCUGACAGACAGGACACAGUGGAUCAGAUGGUGCAGAAAUACAGGGAAAAUGGGGCUGUGAUGAUCACACUGGAGGUCCUGAAGAGGAUGAGCCGUAACGAUCUCGCUGAGAAGCUAAAAAGAGACUGUCCAACAGGUCCUUCGGAUGAAGUUGUUGAGAAGUACCAACAAGAACUCAAACUGAAACUAAAAGAGAAGUUUCAGCAUGUAUUCAACGGGGUGGCAAAGCAGGGCGAUAAGCAACUUCUCAAUGAGAUCUACACAGAGCUCUACAUCACAGAGGGAGGAAGUGGAGGGGUCAAUAAUGAACAUGAGGUGAGACAGAUUGAGAUGACAUCCAAGAAUCCAGCAAGACCAGAGGCUAAAAUCAUCUGCAAUGACAUCUUAAAACAAUCAUCUGGAAAAGACAAACCUAUCAGAACUGUGCUGACAAAGGGAGUCGCUGGCAUUGGAAAAACAGUUGCUGUGCAGAAGUUCAUUCUGGAUUGGGCUGAAGGGAAAGCCAAUCAGGAUAUCCAAUUCAUAAUUUCACUCCCUUUUCGGGAGCUGAAUUUGCUGAGGGGGAAAAAGUACAGUUUAGUGGAACUUCUACAUAAAUGUGUCAGAGAGACUAGAGUGAUUGAGAGGGACUUUUUGAAUCACAUUUUAACAAAAUUGCAAAAACCAAGAAACUACAAUGAGAGCGAGUACAAAGUUUUGUUUGUCCUUGAUGGUCUGGAUGAGUGCCGACUGACACUCGACUACGACAACUGUCAGAGCUGGUGUGAUGUCACAGAGCCAACCUCCGUGGACGUGCUGCUGACAAACCUCAUCAAUGGGAAUCUAGCUGAUAACCUCCAGAGCUAG
This is a messenger RNA of Coregonus clupeaformis (lake whitefish), 1119 nucleotides long. Its product is annotated as NACHT, LRR and PYD domains-containing protein 3-like. Lineage: Eukaryota; Metazoa; Chordata; Actinopteri; Salmoniformes; Salmonidae. The transcript is spliced from 3 exons. The coding region runs from base 133 to 1119 and encodes 328 amino acids. The record is from RefSeq and is a predicted model, not a curated record.